Messenger RNA from Cucurbitaria berberidis CBS 394.84, 1482 nucleotides. Its product is annotated as MFS general substrate transporter. Gene Ontology annotation, cellular component: membrane. Gene Ontology annotation, molecular function: transmembrane transporter activity. The record is from RefSeq and is a predicted model, not a curated record. Lineage: Eukaryota; Fungi; Ascomycota; Dothideomycetes; Pleosporales; Cucurbitariaceae. The coding region runs from base 1 to 1482 and encodes 493 amino acids. The transcript is spliced from 8 exons. Gene Ontology annotation, biological process: transmembrane transport.
AUGGCAUCUUUUGCGCAUCUCGACGAGAAGAAGAUAUUGCGCAAGAUGGACUUGAGAUUGAUUCCUAUGCUCGCGCUGCUAUACCUCCUCUCCUUUCUCGACCGCGGCAACAUUGGUAACGCAAAGAUCGAAGGGCUCACUGAAGACCUCAAGAUGACACCUGCACAGUACAAUUGGGUGCUAACUGCAUUUUUCUUCACGUACGCGGCGUUCGAAGUACCCAGUAAUUUGUUACUCAAGAAGUUAAGACCAAGUAUAUGGCUCCCGUCGAUCAUGGUAGCAUGGGGCAUUGUCAUGACGCUCAUGGGCAUUGUACAAUCCUACCACGGCUUGCUCGCUGCGCGCAUUUUUCUCGGUGUCACCGAAGCUGGACUGUUUCCCGGUGUUGCGUAUUAUAUCACAAUGUGGUACGCUCGCCACGAAGCGCAGUUCCGACAAGCACUUUUCUUCAGCGCCGCCUCGGUAGCAGGAGCCUUCAGCGGCCUCCUCGCCUUCGGGAUCGCGCACAUGGAUGGUGUUGGUAACCUCGCUGGCUGGCGGUGGAUCUUUAUCCUCGAAGGUAUAUUGACGGUGAUUGUCGCAAUUAUCGCGUUCUUUACGCUGUUUGACUUCCCUGAAACAGCGAGUUUCUUGACUGAGGAAGAGCGAGCGUUUGUCGUGUAUCGACUCAAGUACCAAGGACACAAAGAGGAGGCAGAUGGCGGCAUGAGAGUUGCGCAGGAUGAUACAUUUCAGUGGAAGUUUGUCAAAGCUGCUUUCCUGGAUUGGCAGAUUUGGACGGAUAUCUUUGUAUAUUGGGGGAUUGUGUGCCCACUCUACGGCAUUUCGCUCUUCCUACCCUCCAUCAUCAGAGGUCUUGGAUACAAAAGCUCGACCGCGCAGCUCCUGACGGUGCCAAUCUACGUCACAGCUUCCGUGCUCGCCAUUGUAGUAGCUUGGUUUAGUGACCGCGCUGGAAAGCGGUAUCCUUUCAUCCUUGUGUGCCUGUGUAUCAUGGCAGUGGGAUUCGUCAUGUGUAUCGCGGGCGGUUCGGUGCCAGGUCUCGUAUAUGCUGGCGUCUUCAUUGCCGCUUGUGCUUUAUAUCCUGCAUUUCCGGGCAACAUCACUUGGUUAUCGAAUAAUCUCGCUGGCUCGACGAAACGUGCGACUGGUCAAGCGAUUCAAAUCGCCGUCGGAAAUCUUGCAGGAGCCAUGGCCUCCAACUUCUACCGAGCGAAAGAUUCUCCACACUAUAUCCUUGGGCAUGCUCUUGAGCUUGCCUUUAUUGGGGCAGGUAUUCUCGCGUUGCUCGUAAUGGUCUUCAAUUACAAGAGGAUCAAUGCGAAGAGGGAGCGACAGUUGGCUGAGGUGCGGUCCGCAGAGCGUGAGAAAGAGCUUGGAAAUCUUGGCCAUUUGCGCAUUACCUGGUCUUUUCGCAUCAUUUAUACAUCUUGUACAAUUCUUGUUGGCUUAUUUUUACUUCGACUGUUCAGUUCUUUUUAA